AUGAAGAUGAAGUUUACAGAAGUGUCACGGACAACAGCCGCCACGCCUGCGACUCUAUUUACAGAUGAGAAGGUCAAAUUAAAGCAGUCGGAAAUACCUUCCAUUGAUGGUGCGUCGAAGAGACCUAAUGUAAAGGACGAGGCCUCGGGGCGUGAAGUUGAUACGUACACACUUCCACAGGCAAUCACGACUGCUCCUCAAAAAAAAGUAACACCUCUGGCGAGGAUGAGGACAAAGGUUACAAAAGCUGCACCGACAAUAGCUGCAACUGAACCACGCGAUCCUGUAGAGGCGGAGAUGGAUUUAAUACGGUUGAAAAUACCCCUCAUUGAUUUUGCAAUGAAGAUAGCUGAACCGAAGUAUCGGGUUAAGGCUCGUCGUGUUUAUGCAAGUUUAAGAAGAGUUGUGUACAAUUUCAAUUCAAAAAAGCUGAAAGCCAUUAAUUCAGACCUAAUUAUUGCUAAGAAAAGCAUCGAUAAAGCAAAUUUUAUACUUGUUGAAAGUCGUCUCCAGAAAGCGAAAGAAUAUAUCCAACGUGGUGGCGCAGUAAGGAAAUUAGAAAAGGUACGAACAAUAGAUCCAACUACGCUUUUCAUAUUCAAUGAAUGGGAGAUUCAAAUGAUGAAGUCCAAAAUGUCCCGUUUCCGCCAGUUUUUAAAGUUCGCAGAUCAGAAGAAAUUUGCUACCUUACUUCAAUUGGAACCAAAUUAUUUGAAAAACAUAUCUAACAUGGACAAGAAAAGACUGCAAGAAAUUAAUUUGAUGAUAGAUGAUUGCGUUCGAAAGUGUCUCAGUGUGAUGUAUAGGAUUGCAAAAGGCCCUUUAAAAGAUGGCACACUAAAAAUUGAUGUUCUUUGA
Messenger RNA from Echinococcus granulosus, 858 nucleotides. RefSeq lists its product as hypothetical. Lineage: Eukaryota; Metazoa; Platyhelminthes; Cestoda; Cyclophyllidea; Taeniidae. Bases 1 to 858 code for a protein of 285 amino acids. The record is from RefSeq and is a predicted model, not a curated record. The transcript has a single exon.